GCAAUCUACCACAACAAAACCUGCGACUGUACACAUCACUCGCUGUGCUUGCUUUGAACCUCUUACCAGUGCGCCGUCGAGUAAUCCAGCUUCUCGAUAUCACCAGAGGCCCGCCCGACAAGCUCAGCUGGUGCAGGACGGUAGAAGCUUGACUGACCCUGUCGGUCCGGAAUCGCGGCCUCGAGCUUGGAACAGGCAUCCCGAAAUUACAUAUGGGGCUAUCCUCAAGACGGCUCGCAGGACAAUAACAACCUCACAGCUAUCGCGAGAGCUCUCUAGCUCUGCCAGUUCAAGGUCUGAGGAUGGGUUUCCUCGGUGUUUACAAAGCGGUUUACGACUAUGUACCGCAGAGCGAAGGGGAGCUGGCGAUCACCGAGGGAGAUCUGCUCUUCGUGCUGGAGAAAAGCGGAGAGGACGACUGGUGGAGAGCAAAGAAGAAGGCAUCCGGCGAGGAUGAUGACGAACCUACUGGAUUAAUACCCAACAACUACAUCGAAGAGGCACAUCCUACGGGCCAAGCGCGUGCGCUUUACGACUACGAGAGACAAACGGACGAGGAACUCUCUUUCACAGAGGAUUCGCAGCUGGAGGUAUUUGAUACAUCGGAUCCGGAUUGGAUAUUGGUAGGGCUGGACGGUGAAUAUGGCUUUGCGCCUGCAAACUAUAUCGAGCUUUCCCAUGGAGAAGCAGCUUCUGAGCCACCGCCACCCAGCCUCCCAAGACGACCUGUUGAGGCAGAAGAGGAGCAUGAACCCGAGCAAGCCCCCGAGUCCUCUCGAAGUCUAGUUCAGAGCCCAGCGGCGGCUUUGGCAGGUAUCAUAAAUCAGCAGCGAAAGCCUUCAGCUCCACCUCGAGCACCAGUACCCCAAUACACACCUGAAGCUUCGGAUGAGGAUGAGGGACCUACACCUUCCCUGCCAGCUCGGCCACAGGUCUCGCAACCUAGAGCCCCUGAACGUAUAGAAACACAAAGUCCAAGAUCGCCGUCUCCACAUGGAGGCCCGCGAACCUCCCCCCCUUGGAACAGAGCAACCAGUAGCAGAGAUGUUGAAAGUGGAAGCCGUUCACCUGGUGGAUUCCAUAUGUACAACAUCAAUGAAAUGGUGUCAGUCAUGGGGAAGCGGAAGAAGAUGCCAACAACUCUGGGGAUCAACAAUGCAACUGGAGUGAUACUUAUAGCUCCUGAGAAAGCUCGAGAUGGUGCCGAGCAGCGAUGGACUGCAGAGAAAAUGACACAUUACUCGAUUGAGGGCAAACAUGUUUUCGUCGAACUUGUACGGCCGAGCAAGAGUGUGGACUUCCACGCAGGAGCAAAGGAUACUGCCCAGGAGAUUGUUAGCGCUCUCGGAGAGCUAGCGGGUGCAGUGAGAGCAGAGGGGUUGAGGGAAGUGAUAAUGGCAGGAACUGGACAAGGUCAAAAGAAAGGCCAAGUCCUUUAUGAUUUUAUGGCACAAGGGGACGAUGAAGUUACAGUAGCGGUUGGCGAUGAAGUGAUCAUUAUUGAUGAUUCGAAGAGUGAAGAAUGGUGGCAAGUUCGGCGGUUAAGGAAUGGAAAGGAGGGUGUGGUCCCAAGCAGUUAUGUCGAAAUUACCGGAACAGUUGCAACGCCUAGUCAAAGCGGCAUCAACGUUGGGCGAUCGACCGUGGAACAAAACAGACUUGACGAGGAGCGACUUGCAAAGGAAUCUCUGAAAACAGCAAGGAUGGAAGAAUCGAGGGUGCCCGAAAGGGGGAGCAGUUUGACGGCACGAGACAGUAGUAACGAUCAUGGACAACAGAAAAGCAGACGUGAAAGCGGCCGGCAUGAGAAUGGCUCAUCACGAUCGUCCAAGUCAAAACCUGACCCUUCGAAAGUCCGAACAUGGACAGACCGUUCGAAAUCCUUUAGUGUUGAAGCUCAAUUCUUAGCGCUAAAGGAUGGCAAGAUCAACCUCCACAAGAUGAAUGGUGUGAAGAUUGCAGUCCCCGUUACUAAGAUGUCUAUCGAAGAUCUCGAGUAUGUUGAGCGAAUCACGGGGGUAUCCCUUGACGAAGAUAAACCACUUUCAGAUAUCAAGAGGCAACAAGCCCGAGCGGCCCAAGCGGCUGUGCCGAGUGGUGGUGCUGGGGUGACGAUUGAACACAAACCACCACCAGGCUCAGAUUAUGAUUGGUUUCAGUUCUUCCUCUCUUGCGAUGUUGCUGUUGGGCUAUGCGAACGAUACGCGCAAGCGUUUGCUAAGGAUUCAAUGGAUGAGAGUGUCUUGCCGGACAUUGAUGCUACAAAUCUGCGGACGUUAGGCUUGCGUGAGGGAGAUAUCAUCAAAGUGAUGAGAUUCUUGGACAAGAAAUACGGCCGUGCCGGAGCUAAAAGAGGGGUUAGUUUCGGAGGCGAGGAAAUUAUCAGCCCAGAUGGGGAAUCUGGUACUGGCCUUUUCUCCGGGCCUGGAGGAACUUUGAAGAAUAACACCCGGAAAGGUCGUCCGGCACCAGCAGUCCAGACCAACGAUGUUGUUGAUCCGAAAGCCUUCUCACAAGAACCGAAAGAUAAGCCUACCCACGAAGGAGUUGCGACGCCACUGGCUUCAGUGCCAACUCCUGCGCAGAAAGACGUUGUGAGAAGCGGCUUUGACGAUGAUGCUUGGGACGUUAAGCCGUCCAAGCAGCAACCACAAGCAAGUUCAAGCCAACCCUCUCAAUCCACACCAGCUCCAGCCCCAUCGCAGCCCACGUUGACUGGCUCAAUGCAAGAAUUGUCACUUCUAUCUGCUCCUUUGGAACCCGUCAAGGCACAACCACCAGCUCCUCCUCAACAAGCCCAGCCAGUACAACAGCAGCAGCAACCUCCACAAGGGGCAACACCAUCAUUCUUUGCUGGAAUUGGAGCACAACAAACGGGCAUGCCUCAACAACAGACAGGCGCACCGAAUAACCAAUACGCCCCUCAAAUGAAUUCUGGAUUGAAUAUUGCUCGUCAAAGACCAGCACCGCCGCAGCAGUUCCAGAAUCAGAAUCAAGUUUCACUCAUGAUUCCUGCGCCCCCCUCAAGGCCUCUGUCUGCACCCCAAGCCAAUCAGCAAAGUGCAUUCCCUCUUCCUCCUCUGCAACCUCAAACGACAGGGAUGCAAACGUCUGCUGGAUUCCAGUCCCGGAUUGCGCCCCCAGGUCAGAGCUUGAAUGAUAUAAGACUGCAACAACAGUAUACAGGCUUCAAUGGACCCCAAAAUCCCCAGCAGAAUAUGGGAAUGAUAGGUCAGCAACAAAACUUUGGACAAAAUCCUCAGCAGAACAUGGGGAUGAUGUCUCAGCCGCAGAACAUGCAGUAUCAAAACACCGGCAUGCUCAACGGUUUCCAAUAUCCCAUGCAAACAGGCAUUGCCCAACAAAACUUUACGAACAACAUGAACAACGGGCCGAGCCCGUUUGCGGAUCCACGACCUCAGCAGUUCUCGCCUAUUCAGCAACAACCUACGGGCUUUCAGAGCUCGUUCGGUCCACCACAACAGCAAUUUCCACAGCAGACUGGAAUCAACUCCUUCCUGCCUCCAGCUUUGGUACCCACGCCAACUGGUGCUCAGGGCAUACAACAGCAGAACGGAUUCAACUCUUCUUUCAGCCCGCCGCCCGUGCCGCCAAUGCCUCAACAACACUCCAUGAUGCCAUUGGUUCCUCAGAAGACUGGCCCUCCACCGCCAGUGAGGUUUGGAGUCUCUGGAGAUACCAAGAAGCUCAUGCCUCAAGCAACUGGGCGCAGAGCGAACCUGUCGCAAGCUACUCCUCAAAAUCCCUUUGGAUUCUAAAGCCGGCGGGGCCUGUAGAUCAUCGAAGCUAGAGUUUGUUUCUUCUGUAGUAUAGGCAGGCAUAGCUCAGCAUCGAGUUGUUAAUAAUUGUUUCGUCCAGAUUUCUUCCUUUUCAAAGCCUAUAGUUGCAGAUCUUAGUCAGGGAUGGUUUAUUCGUGAAAUCGUGGCAUGGGUGUCCUGCAUGGAGGAUGGCGUUGGUGAGGAGCAACUCUGGCUUUUUUUUUUUUUCGAGAAUAUGGUGGAGCUUGCAUUCGACUCGACCGGAAUUUCUUAAGAAUCUGGUGCAAGUCUUCCACUUUCAACGUCUCUGUUUCAAGGAAUCUUCCAAGUGGACCAGGAAAGUCUAAAUUUACACUUUUAAGAAUGCAAGUAAACCCCGAACAAGAGCUGCUCGUCUAUUUUGUUCCUUGACAACACGUG
Molecule: messenger RNA, 4199 nt
Organism: Hyaloscypha bicolor E
Lineage: Eukaryota; Fungi; Ascomycota; Leotiomycetes; Helotiales; Hyaloscyphaceae
Exons: 4
Coding region: 303-3779 (1158 amino acids)
Biological process (GO): regulation of actin filament polymerization; actin cortical patch assembly
Cellular component (GO): nucleus
Molecular function (GO): identical protein binding; ubiquitin binding; cytoskeletal protein binding
Source: RefSeq, a predicted model, not a curated record